Geodia barretti is the source of this 1197-nucleotide messenger RNA. Lineage: Eukaryota; Metazoa; Porifera; Demospongiae; Tetractinellida; Geodiidae. The record is from the annotation of a GenBank genome assembly.
AUGGAUUCCGCGCUGGCCGGCAAGAACAUCGUGCUGGGGGUGACCGGGAGCAUCGCCUGCUACAAGGCGCUGGACCUGGCCAGCAAACUCGUACAGGCUGGGGCCCACGUCGAAACGAUCCUCAGCUACGGCGCGACACAGUUCGUGACACCGCUGGCGUUCCGCAGCCUGACGCACCGGUCGGUGGUGACGGACACCUUCGACGCGGACUCGGAGCACAGUGUGGAGCACGUCGCGCUGGCGCGGUGGGCGGAUAUCGUCGUCAUCGCUCCGGCGACGGUGCACUGCAUCGCGAAGCUGGCCGGGGGCCUGGCGGACGAUCCGCUGACGACGACGGUGAUCGCGACCGAGGCGCCCCUGCUGGUCGCGCCGGCCAUGGACGCCAACAUGUUCGACCAUCCGGCGACGCAAGAGAACAUCACGCGGCUGCGCAGCCGGGGCGUGUUCCUGGCCGGGCCGGCGCCGGGUCGGUUGGCGUCCGGACUGAUGGGAAUAGGAAGGCUGGUGGAGCCGGCGGAUCUCCUGGGGUACAUCGCGGCGGCGCUGGGGAAGGACGGAGACUUCGCCGGACGGAAGGUGGUGGUAAGCGCCGGUGGGACCCAGGAGCGAUCGACCCCGGUGCGGGUGAUCACGAAUCACUCCUCGGGACGGAUGGGAUACGCCGUGGCCGAGGCGGCGCGGGACCGGGGUGCGGAGGUGGUGCUGGUGACGGCGCCGACGGCGUUGCCGGAUCCGCCGCUGGUGCGGACGAUACGGGUGAAGUCGGCGCAGGACAUGUGCGACGCGGUGCUGGCGGAGACGCCGAUGUCGGACGCGCUGAUCAUGGCGGCGGCGGUGGCGGACUACCGGCCGUCGGUGAUGGCAGAACAGAAGAUAAAGAAGACGGCCGCGGACGAGAUGUCCAUCGACCUGGAGAAGACGACGGAUAUAUUGGCGACGGCCAGAGGGAAUUUUGUGCGGGUCGGGUUCUCAGCGGAAAGCGAGAACCUGGAGGCGAAUGCCGCGGACAAAGUGCGGCGCAAAGAGUUGGACCUGAUAGUGGCCAACGAUAUUACCGAAGAAGGCAGCGGGUUUGGCGUGGACACGAACCGGGUGGUUCUGAUUGACCGCGAGAUGGAAGUUGAAGACUGCCAUUGCUCACGAAAUACGAGUGGGCCACAGAUCCUGGACCGGGUAUCCGCGCUGCUGAAGUCGUGA